AUGUCUAAUAACGUCUAUAUUGUUGCAGCCACUAGAACCCCAAUUGGUGCCUUCCAAGGGUCUCUUUCUUCUAAGACCGCCGUUGAACUAGGUUCUAUUGCAGUUAAAGGUGCUCUUGAAAGAGUUCCUCAAUUGAACCCAGCUUCUGAUUUCGAUGAAAUUAUAUAUGGUAAUGUUCUUUCUGCUAAUUUGGGUCAAAAUCCAGCUAGACAAGUUGCCAUCGGUGCCGGUGUUAGUAAUACAAUUGUUGCAUCUACCGUUAACAAAGUAUGUGCUUCUGCUAUGAAGGCUGUGAUCUUAGGUUCUCAAUCUAUUAAAUGUGGUAAUGCAGAUGUUGUUAUUGCAGGUGGUUGUGAGUCUAUGACUAACACACCUUACUAUUUACCAAGUGCAAGAGCCGGUGCCAAAUUUGGUGAUGCUAAAUUAGUAGAUGGUGUUCAAAGAGAUGGUCUAAAUGAUGCAUAUGAUGGCUUAGCAAUGGGUGUUCAUGCUGAAAAAUGUGCAAAGGAUUGGGAUAUUACUCGUGAACAACAAGAUGACUUUGCUAUUGCAUCUUAUCAAAAGGCUCAACAAUCAACUAAUGAUGGUAAGUUUACUCAUGAAAUUACUCCUGUAACUAUUAAGGGAUUCCGUGGUAAAGCUGAUACCAUUGUUGAAAAGGAUGAUGAACCAUCUCGUUUAAAUAUUGACAAAUUAAGAUCAGCUAGAACUGUAUUCCAAAAGGAAAAUGGUACUGUUACAGCCCCAAAUGCUUCUCCAAUUAAUGAUGGUGCUGCUGCAAUUAUCUUAGUCUCCGAAAGGAAAUUGAAAGAAUUGAAUCUAACUCCAUUAGCAAUCGUUAAAGGCUGGGGUGAAGCUGCUCAAAAUCCAUGUGAUUACACGUGGUCCCCAUCUUUGGCUGUUCCUAAAGCUUUAAAACAUGCUGGUAUUGAAGAUAUAAACUCUAUUGAUUAUUUCGAAUUCAAUGAAGCAUUUUCUGUUGUUGGUCUAGCUAACACCAAGAUUUUAAAAUUAGAUCCAUCUAAGGUAAAUGUUUAUGGUGGUGCUGUUGCUAUUGGUCAUCCGCUAGGUUGUUCUGGUGCAAGAAUUAUUGUCACUUUACUAUCUAUCUUAAACCAAGAAGCAGGUAAACUAGGUGUAGCAGCUAUCUGUAAUGGUGGUGGUGGUGCUUCAUCUGUUGUCAUUGAAAAAUGCUAA
Messenger RNA from Maudiozyma saulgeensis, 1197 nucleotides. The record is from the annotation of a GenBank genome assembly. NCBI's taxonomy places the organism in Eukaryota, Fungi, Ascomycota, Saccharomycetes, Saccharomycetales, Saccharomycetaceae.